CGUCUGUUUAAGGAAGAGACGACCAAAAAUUACUUUUAGUAGAUCUAUCUUUGGAGUUAAAAAUCAGCUUAAGAUUUAUUUUUUAAAAUGUCUCGAAGCAUGAUGCCGGCUCAGCAAAAGUUGGCUGAAAAGCUGACUAUUCUAAAUGAUCGCGGAAUCGGCAUGCUCACAAGAAUUUAUAAUAUAAAAAAGAUGCUUGGAAGUCCUGAAAACAAACCAGCAUUUUUAAAUGAUAAAUCCUUACAGCCAGCUAUAGAAAAAGUGUUGUUGAAAAAGUUUCCUCUUUAUGACAGCAAAGCAAGCCAGCUCAAUGUAGUUAAUCAGAUUAAAACUGAUAUUAUCAAGAGCCUUUCUCUUUACUACUACACAUUUGUAGAUAUUUUAACACUAAAGGAUAGUAUUGUUGAUCUUCUAACCACCAUUGAUGCUUGCCAAGUUCAAAUGGAUAUUACGCUGAACUUUGAUCUGACCAAAACCUAUCUGGAGCUAAUUGCAACUUAUGUAUCCAUAAUGAUUCUUAUGUCAAAAGUUGAUGACAGGAAGGCUGUGUUGGCACUCUACAACUGUGCUCAUGAAUACAUGCAUGGUAAAAGUGACCAGUCAUAUCAUAGACUUGGACAGAUGUGUCUUGAGUAUGAUCCUCCCAUGAAGAAACUAGCUGAAGAAUUUGUACCUCAUGCUAGGCAUUUGAUGCCUGCCCUGAUGUCCCUUCACAAAGUUUACCCUGUUCGCAAUGUACCUGCUGAACUGAUGAGAAACAACCAGGUUCUUGCCAUUCUCUCUGAGCCAGCUAAAAUGGCAUCUGUUCCAGUCACUGACAUGAUUCAGUGUGAAUACUUAUCUCUUGAUGCUGUUGAAAGAUGGAUUAUAUUUGGACUGAUGUUGUGCCAUCAGAGCCUGGGUGAUCCCCUGCCCUGGGACCUGUGGAAGCAGGCACUCCAGGGCAGUUACAUCAUCACUCUGUGCCGCAACGAGGUCUUGCACACCCACAGCUACAUCAUCAGUUUCUUUGAGACUCUGAGGGGGCAGCACAAGAGGGUAGCUGAGUUAAAGGAAUUCCAGGUUCAAGCUUUGCAAAACUCGCCAGCACUACACAGAGAAAGGCGGAAGUUUUUACGCAGCACUCUAAGAGAUCUGACGCUUGUCUUUACUGAGGAGCCAGGGCUGCUAGGACCAAAGGCUAUGUACAUCUUUCAAGGUCUGUCUUUAGCCAGAGAUGAGGUACUCUGGCUGUUAAGGCAUGUAGUCAACCCACCCUCUAAACGGCAUAAUGUCAAGAUGUCUCCUGAGGAUUUUUAUGAUAGGCAACUUCCUGAGCUACUGUUUUACAUGGAGGAGUUAAGGGGUUUGGUAAAGAAGUAUAAUGAGGUGAUCCAGCGAUAUUAUGUCCAGUACUUAUCUGGUUAUGAUGCUGUCUAUCUUAAUCAACUUAUUCAAAACAUCACAAUGUGUCCAGAAGAUGAAUCAAUCAUCCUCUCUUCCUUCUACAACAGUAUAGCAGCCCUGUCAGUUCGUCAAGUGGAAAAGAAUGAGCUAUUUGACUUCAGAGGGUUCAGGCUUGACUGGUUUAGAUUACAGGCAUACACCAGUGUCAACAAGGCAGGCCUGGAGCUGAAGAACCACCAGGAGCUGGCCAAGCACAUGAACACAGUCGUCUUCCACACCAAGAUGGUGGACUACCUGGACGAGAUGAUCAAUGAGACGGGGGAUCUGUCCAUCUAUUGUUUCUACACCACUUUGUUUGAGCAUCAGUUCAAGCAGUGUAUGGAGUUUCUGGCCCAGCAUCGCUACAGCAUUAUCUUCCCCAUGAUCUGCAGUCACUUUAUGAAUGCCACUCACAGCUUAUGUCCUGAGGAGCGCCAUUCCAUUGGCACCACGAGCGUGCAGUACGCCCACUGGUUUCUCCGUGAGAUGUCUGAGGAAGUUAACCAAGUUAUUACCUCCAUUUGUGAAGAGCAGUGCAUGCUCAAUUAUAAGCUGUUGCCAAAGCACAGUGUGACAGCUAUACUGUCACAAAGACAAAAGGUCAAGGACAAAAAAGAAAAAAAGGUUCAGGAGCCAGAAAAACCUGGCCAAGAGAGUGUGAGAAAAAACAGGGAAAACUUUACUAGAAUGGACAAACUCCACAUGGCUCUGACUGACCUAUGUUACGCCAUCAACUACUGCACUGUCAUUCAAGUCUGGGAUCAUGGUUUUGUUCCGCGAGAAUUUUUCCUUCAACAUUUAGAAACUAGAUUCAACAAGGCUCUAGUGGGUAUGAUGAUGUACAACCCUGAGAACAAUGAAAUAGCCAAACCAUCGGAACUUCUUAAUGGUGUCAGGGCCUACAUGAAUGUUCUACAGAGCAUUGAGAAUUAUGUGCACAUAGAUAUAGUGAGAGUGUUCAACAAUGUUCUUCCCAUGCAGACCCAGCCCACUGAUGCUAAUGGGGAGAAGACCAUCACACACAACUACACCCACUGGUACCUGGAGGUGCUGCUGAUGAGGGUGGCUUGUAAUGCUGGCCAGAUUGUGUACUCACCCAGCAGGAAGGCUUUUGUGACUGUGUCUCAGGGGGACGGCUCGGCUCUGGCGGCGGAGGAAUAUGCAGAUCUUACAGAACUGCGAGCACUUGCUGAAUUGAUAGGACCAUAUGGCAUGAAGUACUUGGGUGAGAGGCUGAUGUUGAAUAUAGCAGGACAGGUUGAUGAAAUCAAGAAACUGGUUGUAGCCAAUAAGGACACCCUAGUACAGCUGAGAAGUAGCUUUGACAAGCCUGAUGUCAUGAUGGCCUUGACACGCAAGCUUAUGACCCCUUACAAGAAUGCACCUUGUGAUGCUGAUGUCUUGUUACUUAGAAUGACCAGAAUUGGAGUUUUGCUUGCAUUCAGGUCUUUGGCUCAAGAAGCACUAAAUGAUGUGUUGGAGCAGAGAAUCCCAUUCUUGAUGGGAUUCAUUCGUGACAUCCAGCACCACGUCCCCAACACUAAAGAUUCCAUGCCAGUGUCACUCAAACAACAGGUGGUCAAUGAGUUAGCAUCUUCAGCUGGUGAAAAGUGUAGCGUGGAUCCUACUCUGUGUAAUGCAUUGCGCACACUCAAAAGUGCCUAUGCUGAAGACGAGUACACCAUUGCCUGCCUGCUGUUUGUUUUUGUUGCUGUUUCAAUUCCAAAACUGGCACGCACUGACCUGUCCACAUUCAAGGCUUCCAUAGAAGGUCACCAGAACAACAGCCACUGUCUGGCCAAGAGCAUCAAUGGUUUGGCUGGGGCAUUGUUUUCACUGUAUGGCCCUGGUGAUACAGAUUUGAGACUACAGGAGUUCUUAGCUCUGGCAUCCUCAAGUCUUCUGCGUCUGGGUUUUGAGAACGACAGAGAGGCUGUGAAAAACAGAGAGUCUGUCUACUUGCUGCUUGACCAGAUUGUUCAAGAAUCUCCGUUCCUCACGAUGGAUCUGCUGGAGUUCUGUUUCCCUUACGCUCUGCUGCGCAAUGCCUACCACAGUGUGUAUAAGGCCUCUGCCACUGAUAUGUGAUGGCACUGACUUGUAGAGUAGGACUUGUAGAGUUAGGUUAGUGAUCUGAUCCUCUAAGGUUUUCAUAAUUUUAAUGAAAACUUUAUAGAAUUAUUAUAAUCAUUUUACACAGAAAAAUAUGGCAAAUUGUGAACUUGAAAGUCUUUUACUACAUUAAAUAUUCAUUGUAAAAAAUUGAUUUUACAAAAUUAAAUUUAAAACCUGCUCAGAUUUUAAAAUGAAGUUGUCAGUUUAUCAGUGAAAAUGUAGUAGAGUUGUUAAAAACCAAGAUUAGCAGUUUAAAAUUUUUUGUUGCUAAACCAAGCAAGGAUAGUUUAAGCUUGGCAUUGUUGUGAGUAGAUGGAGCUGCCCUUAGAAUAACUGAAUUUAUUCCAGUGUUGCAGCUGGAUCACUUUGUUGCCCCACACAUUAGUAGUCAUGGAGCCAGAAACAACAUUUUACAGUGCAAUCAGUUUUUUUAUAUCUUAAGAUAAUGAUUUUUUUUUUACAUUGUUACAUUUUUGUUUUAAUAAAAAAAAAUUAUUUUUUAUCCGCUUAACAGAUAAAUUUAUGUACAUUUAAUUAAUAGUUAGGUUAAUUUUAAUGGUCAAUUUAUUUGUAAAUAGACAACAAAAAAGGUAGUGUCAGUUUUUUAAAUUAUCUGUGGAGUGGUUUUUUUUUUAAUUUAAAAAAAAAUUUCAGUAAUAAAUAUAUGCGAAAGAUUUUAAAAUGUUAUUUUAAUGACCUUGUAAAUGCAUCAAGUUCUUGGUAUUGGCUUAGUGAGAGCUGUUCCUGUACACAGUGUAAAUAUUAAUCCAUGUUUUUAAUUAACUUAUAAUCUGUACAGCAUUAGCUGCACUGGUUGAUUUUUUUUAACUAGAUCUAAUUAACCUCUUUGUGAUGUGUAUGCCAUGUAUUUUCCAGUUGGUUUUUUUCUUCUUGCUCUGGUCUAUUUGAUUAUGAUACAUUAGGAAAAUGAAACCGAAAAAUUAUUUUGGAUUUUUUUUUAUAAACAUUUUGUAAAAAAAAAAUUGUUAAUGUUUUUUUUAAAAUCAUUUUAAAAUCAAG
This is a messenger RNA of Physella acuta, 4560 nucleotides long. Its product is annotated as membrane-associated protein Hem. The record is from RefSeq and is a predicted model, not a curated record. Gene Ontology annotation, cellular component: SCAR complex. Gene Ontology annotation, biological process: cell projection assembly; cell morphogenesis; cortical actin cytoskeleton organization. NCBI's taxonomy places the organism in Eukaryota, Metazoa, Mollusca, Gastropoda, Physidae.